AUGAUUUGAUUGUUUCUCCAACAAUUAAGACAACAAAUUGAAUUGAAUGUUUCUAAUAAUGUCAACAAUUAAAUUUUCAUAUUUAAUGAACAGUUUUUCAUGUCUAUUGUUGGUUUUAUCGGUCAGUCUUGUUACUGGAGUUGAUGUUUGCUCAUCUAAUUAUUGUACAAUUAAUAAAUGUCCACAAGAAAUAACCGAUUGCCCUGAAGGCUAUUUACUUUUGACUAAUUCAACGACCUGUGGCUGUUGUAAUCUCUGUGUCAAGAUUGGUGAUUUAGACGAGAAUUGUGUUAAAACGUCUUAUCAAAAUAUCCCAGCAAUUAUUUGUGGUGAACAAUUAGUUUGCUCUGACAAUCAACCAUUAGCUAAAUGUGUCCAAGGUAAAAGUGAUUGUUUGACCAAACGGAUAAAAGCAUUGGAAAUAAACACCAAUGGAAACAAUUUAAAUUAUAUCACUAAUUGUGAUUAUUUUGGUGAUUAUUUCAAUUUCCAAUGUUUCAAUUCAAGGUGUUUCUGUGUUGAUGGAAAUGGAAACAAAAUUUUCGGUGAUUUUUUAGAGACCCAAAAAUCAUCAGUUAAUUGUGCUUGUUCCCGUGAUCUUAAUUCAAUCAGUUCAAUGUUAAACAAUCAGGGACAAUUAAAAAUACCCUCUGGUUCACCACAAUGUCAAUCAAAUGGUAACUAUUUAAGUUUACAAUUAACUAAUACCCAUGGUUAUUGUAUCGAUUCAACAUCUAAUCAUGGACGAGCAAUUAAAGGAGUUCCAGUGACAAUUAAUAAUAUUAAAAAGUUACCCUGUUAUAAUCAAAAAACAUCAGAUUUCCCUUGUUGGUCUGAAUUAACCAGAAAAACUAAUCAACUUACAAAUCUCAAGAAAACAUUUGAUUAUGUUGUUGGUUACGAAUUACCUGAUUGUGAUUUAGAUGGAACCUUCAAAGCUAAACAAUGUGAUAAAACAAGUUGUUUCUGCGUAAACAAAAAAGGUGAAAAGUUUGGAAGCCAAGUAACAAUUUCAAGAGAUUCACCAGAUAUUGAGAAAAUUAAAUGUAAUUGUAUUCGUGAUAAAGAUAUGCUGAGAAAAGUGAACGAUAAAAAUUGGACUAAUUAUAAUUGUGAUCAUCUUGGUAAUUACAAUCCAAUCCAAUGUUUGGAUGGUCAAUGUUUUUGUGUUGAUUUCAAUGGAUUACCAAUUGAUAAUCAGCGAUACAAUCAAUCAUUAGUUGAAACAAUUAACUGUUCAUCGUGAUGGACUAUCAAGAUUAAUUGUGAUUGCAAUUGAAAUGAUUGAUUGUUUUUGUUUGGAGAAAAUUUUGUGAAAAUCUUAUUAAUCUUGAAUGUGUAUUUUGAACAAUUAAUUAAUUUUUGGAAAUGUUUCUGGAAAAUUAAAUGGUCAUUUAAAUUGAUUGAACAUCGAAUA
Molecule: messenger RNA, 1417 nt
Organism: Panonychus citri (citrus red mite)
Lineage: Eukaryota; Metazoa; Arthropoda; Arachnida; Trombidiformes; Tetranychidae
Exons: 8
Coding region: 47-1246 (399 amino acids)
Biological process (GO): cell-matrix adhesion
Cellular component (GO): basement membrane
Source: RefSeq, a predicted model, not a curated record